Messenger RNA from Clonostachys byssicola, 1314 nucleotides. NCBI's taxonomy places the organism in Eukaryota, Fungi, Ascomycota, Sordariomycetes, Hypocreales, Bionectriaceae. The record is from the annotation of a GenBank genome assembly.
AUGGGUCAGUUCAAGGUCAUCGUGGUCGGCGCAGGACCAGUCGGUCUGAUCCUCGCGAUCGCACUGCAGAAAUCCGGCAUCGAUUUCGUCGUCGUCGAGCAGCGCAAACAUGCAGCGCCCCCAACCGCCUUCGGCAUCUUCCUGUGGCCGCAUAUUCUGCGGAUAUUCCAUCAGCUGGGCCUGUAUGAGGAUAUGCAGAGCAUUGGGCUGGUGAUGACAGAGUUAUUGAACAGGUCUUCAACAGGAGAGCAGCUUGAAAUCUCCAACGGCUUCGAGUUGCUCGAGUUUGCUCACGGAUAUCCGACCAUGUUGUUUGAUCGAAAGAGUUUUGCCGAGGUGCUCCUUAAGCAUUUGAAGGGAAGCGAUCAGCUCGUGAAGACCAGCAAGAGAGUCACCAACAUCAGCACUCGCAAGGACGGAGUUACCGUCGACUUCGCGGAUGGCACCUCGGAGGACGGGUCAAUCGUUGUUGGAGCCGAUGGCGUAUGGAGCACCGUCCGGGAUUUCAUGCGCGAAAAGGCGCCCCCUGGCCUUUUCAGCGAAGACUCGAACCCCUUCAGCGCCCCUUACCAGGGUCUGUUCUUCCGCGUGCCUCGCCCCGAGUCUCUGAAGCCUGGCCAGACGGUGUAUGUCCACCAACCGCACAGGCAGUUGAUGGCCCUCGUGACUGAUACCGAGGCUCAUAUGACCACAUAUGAGAGGAUUCCUAAUGUGAGCGAGCGCACCAACUUUUCGCCGAAUAACGUCAGUGAUGAGGAUAUCAAAUACUGGUUCGAUGUCCCCGUCAAUGAGCAGGUCACGUUCAAAGACCUCUGGGACAACAAGACUAUUGGUGGUAUGGUGAACCAUGAUGAGGGAGUCAUACCUUGGUGGCAUUGGGAUAGGCUUGUGCUCGUGGGAGAUUCUGUCCACAAGGUAGAGUGCUCUGUUAUGAGUCCAUUCCGUGGUGCUGGUGGAUGCUGCGGGAUCGAAGGAGCCAUUUCUUUGGUGAACAAGCUCAACCGAGUACUGAGCUCCAACCCAGACCCUUCAAGGCAAGACCUGAGCGGAGCAUUCACCGCGUACCAAGCCGAACGCGAACCGGCUGCCAGGCUUUGGGUGAACGUUUCGAGAAUUGACAUCGAUCUCUACACGUCGAAAGCGGGACCUGCAUCAAAGGCGGCUACCUUUGCGGAUGGUAGGGCUAUCCCUAUAGCUGCCAACAGCCCGGUUCUGGACAUCCUGCCAUUCCCCGACGAGAAAGAGGGCGUGGUCCCAUGGAAAAGGCAUCCGAAGGCUGAUGGGCAGUCAAAGGGCGUCAAAGCACGCCUGUGA